CAAUAAAUGGUGUUGAUUAUGUUGACUCAUUAACUGAUGUCAUGGGCCACAUGAAAAUAGCAUACACUGGUAGAGCAAAUUACAUUCAUUCUUUAGAAGGAAUGAUGCUCAAAAAAGAUGGUGGUAUUUAUACAGAACCACCAUUACCAUGCGAUAAUUUUUCGGAAAAUGGUUAUCCUACACAUGAAAUAAUUCAAAGUUUGGUUGGUCUUUAUUUUGCCAACGUUCAUCCAUACGUCCCAAUAUUGAACAAGAAUGAUUUUAUACGACGUCUUAAUGAUAAGAAUAAUCCUAUUUCGCCUUUAUUAUUCUAUUCCGUACUUGCUAUGGGUGCAAAAUUUUCUGAUGACCCCGUAGUUCGUCUUGAUCCUUUGAAACCUGAAACUGCUGGAUACAUUUAUUUUAACAGAGCUAGAGAUUUAUUAGAUGAUUUCUUUGAUGCUCCUCGAUUAUCUACAAUACAAGCACAACUUUUAUUGUUAAAAUUUCAAGAAGGUGUACGUCGACCUGGAUUCUUCUUUAGAAGUUGGGUAUAUUUUGGUAUCAUUCUUCGUAUGGCACAAGAUUUAGAUCUAGAAAAAAACUUUGAAAAGUGGAAUUUAGAAAUCAGUAGAGAAGACAUGAUUGUUAGAAAACGUGUAUGGCAAACUUGCUUUAUUUACGAUCAAUUAAUGGGCGGUGCGCAGGGUCGAGAUACUGCCAUAUUCUUGUCGAAUACAGAUAUUGACCUCCCCUUAAAAAGUGAUUUCGAUGACGAACAGGAAUUUCAAAUUCAAACCGAAUUUGUUCAUUUCGUCCGUCUUAUUAAAAUUCUAUCAAGUGUGUUGUCGACAAUCGCUUCAGCGGGUUCUGGCAAUUCGUUACAAGCUUGGUCAUCAAAUCCAAAAUUUCAAACUUUAGAUACUGCAUUAGAUGCUUGGUUACAAGCUCUUCCAUCUGGACUUAGAUAUCAACAAUUAAUAGAAAAUAAUAAUGGUGUUGCUCCUCAAACUUCUCAUUUUGCUUGUUUUAUCAACAUUUUAUAUCAUACUGUAGUCAUUUUACUUCAUCGUCCUUAUAUAUCGACUAUUGAAAAUGGAAAAAUUUCUCACACAAAUCCAAAUCACUUAAAUAUUUGUACCGUAGCUGCAAAUAAUAUUUCUUCAAUCGUGAGAAUGGCCCAUGGUCAAUGGGGUCCCCUUGUAUUUCAAUUUCCUAUCCGCGGAGGAAACUAUGGUGUAUAUUGUAUGGUUGCUGCUUCCAUGAUUCAUCUUGUCAAUAUGUCAUCUCCUGAUUUACGAUUUUCUAAACCUGCUCAUGAUCAUCUGUUAAGUACUUUGAGCGUUCUCAAGGUUUGUGUUGAUCAUAGUUCCGCUUGGGAAUUAAGAGAUAAAGUUCAUGGUUUGGAAGCUGCUUUCACUGCUCAAAGAGCGCGUCAAUCACAUGGUUUAUUAUUUCACCCUGGAUCACAUCCGGAUUCGCCUGUUAAUGGUCACAUGAAUAGACAAAGACUUAGUGUACCUAUAAAGAGAGCAACUACUCCAAAUACUCAAGGAAUGAUGAUGACAGAUUCCGGUCAACAUUUUAUUCCAAAUAGUCUUCCGGAUAAUUUUUCUCAAUUUCCACAAUCCUCUUCUCCUCCACGUUUUAAUGAACGUCCAUU
Messenger RNA from Racocetra persica, 1642 nucleotides. The record is from the annotation of a GenBank genome assembly. Lineage: Eukaryota; Fungi; Glomeromycota; Glomeromycetes; Diversisporales; Gigasporaceae.